AUGAUUCUCGGAAGUGUGCUCAAUGCUGCGGGUAAUGCUGUCAAAGAGAUUACCAGGAAGAAGAAAACCAUUAAAGGCACAGUUAUUUUAAUGAAGAAUAAUGCUUUCGGAUUCAACAACUUGGUUUCAGGUACAGCUGAUAGAGUUCUUGAGAUCGUAGGCCAAAAAGUCACUCUGCAGCUCGUCAGCGCAGAGCAUGCUGACCCUGUAAAUGGAAAUGGAGGAAAGCUUGGGAAGCAAGCAGCUUUGGAGAACUGGAACCUUAAAAUUACUUCUCCAAUGGCAGGUGAUUCCCGAUACAAGGUUUACUUUGAGUGGGAUGAGGAGUUUGGAACUCCUGGAGCUAUCAUAGUACGAAAUAAUCACUCUGCUGAAUUUUACCUAAAAACUAUUACUCUUGAAGAUGUUCCUGGUAAAGGUAGAAUUCACUUUCUUUGUAACUCUUGGGUUUAUCCUGAUAGACAAUACAAAAAGCCAAGAGUCUUUUUCGCGAACAAGACAUAUCUUCCACAUGAAACGCCAGCACCGCUACGUAAGUACAGAGAAGAAGAGCUAAAGGUGUUGAGAGGAGAUGGGAAAGGAGAGCGGAAAAAAGGGGAUCGUGUAUAUGACUACGCUGUGUACAAUGAUUUGGGAAAUCCUGAUUCAAGUUCAGAACUCGCUCGCCCUGUUCUCGGAGGGUCCGCUGAGUAUCCUUAUCCUCGAAGAGGAAGAACAGGCCGACCACCAUCAAGAUCAGAUGCUGAGACUGAGAGCAGGGUGUUUAUACCGGGUACUUUUACCACUUACGUCCCUAGAGAUGAGCAAUAUGGUCACUUGAAGAUGUCAGACUUUAUUGCUUUUAAUCUGAAAGCCUUAGUUCGGAACAACAUUCCUGCAUUUGAAAUUAAAUUUUUUUCUAAUGAGUUCAACUCCUUCAAGGAAGUAGACAACCUCUACUUCAAUGGAAUUCCACUUCCUACUGAAGCUCUCAAUAAACUUACAAGUAACAUCCCCUUACCAAUGAUCAAGGAAAUGUUUCGGACAGAUGGGGAGCGACUCUUAAAAUUUCCAGUGCCUCAAGUGAUCAAAGAUAGGAGUAGGCCUACAGCAUGGAGGACAGAUGAAGAAUUUGCUAGAGAAAUGCUUGCCGGAGUGAACCCUCUUCUCAUUUGUCUUCUCAGAGAAUUCCCUCCAGCUAGCAAGCUGGACCCUGAACAGUAUGGUAAUCAAAACAGCUCUAUAACCAAAGAACACAUAGAGCAUAACUUAGACGGACUCAGUGUAGAGGAGGCACUAAGGAAAAAUAAGUUAUUUAUCUUGGAUCAUCAUGAUACAGUGAUACCCUACCUCAGGAAGAUAAACACUACCUCAACAAAGACUCAUGCAUCAAGGACACUUCUCUUUUUGAGACACGACGAGACAUUGAAGCCUGUGGCAAUUGAAUUGAGCUUGCCAAAUCCAGCAGGAGACAAAUAUGGUAUUAUUAGCAAGGUGUACACUCCAGCAGAACAUGGCGUUGAGGGUUCCAUUUGGCAAUUUGCUAAAACUUUUGUAGCUGUGAAUGAUUGUGGUCAUCAUCAGAUAGUAAGCCAUUGGUUGAACACUCAUGCAGUUUUAGAGCCAUUCAUUAUUGCAACAAACAGGCAGCUGAGUGUGGUUCAUCCAAUUUAUAAACUUCUCCACCCUCACUUUCGUGACACCAUGACUAUUAAUGCAUUGGCCAGAGAAAUUCUUAUAAAUGCAGGUGGAAUAAUAGAGGAGACAUUUUAUCCGGUAAAAUAUUCUAUGCUGAUGUCAUCAGAAAUUUAUAAGAGUUGGAAUUUCUUGGAACAGGCACUCCCCAAUGAUCUCAAGAAAAGAGGAAUUGCGGAGGAUGAUGCAAAUUCCCUACAUGGUCUUCGGCUACUGAUUGAAGACUAUCCAUAUGCUGUUGAUGGGUUGAAAAUCUGGUUUGCGAUUGAAAAAUGGGUGAGAGACUAUUGCUCCUUCUACUACAAGACGGAUGAAAUGGUUCAACAGGACGCUGAAGUUCAAGCCUGGUGGAAGGAACUGCGAGAGGUGGGUCAUGGUGACAAGAAAGAUGAGCCAUGGUGGCCUAAAAUGCAAACUCUUGAAGAGCUGAUAGAAUCUUGCACCAUUAUUAUUUGGAUAGCUUCUGCUCUCCACGCAGCUGUGAACUUUGGACAGUACGCCUACGGAGGUUACUCCCCAAACCGUCCAACACUAAGCCGCAGGUUCAUGCCUGAAAAAGGCACUCCUGAAUAUGCUGAGCUGGAGAAGAACCCUGAGAAGGCUUUCUUCAGAACAAUUACUUCACAGCUACAAACCUUGAGCGGCAUGUCCGUGAUAGAAGUUCUGUCAAAGCACCCAUCAGAUGAGGUGUAUCUUGGAAACCGAACACCGGAAUGGACAGCGGAUGUAAUGCCACUGGCAGCUUUUGAGGAUUUUCAUAAUAGACUUGUUCAAAUUGAAGAAGAGAUGAAAAAUAUGAACACGGAUGAGAAAUUGAAGAAUCGUGUUGGUCCGGUCAAUGUGCCAUACACUUUGCUCUAUCCAAAUGGUGAAGUUGGACUUUCUGGAAAGGGAAUUCCUAAUAGUAUCUCGAUCUAA
Molecule: messenger RNA, 2592 nt
Organism: Theobroma cacao (cacao)
Lineage: Eukaryota; Viridiplantae; Streptophyta; Magnoliopsida; Malvales; Malvaceae
Product: linoleate 9S-lipoxygenase 6-like
Biological process (GO): lipid oxidation
Molecular function (GO): oxidoreductase activity, acting on single donors with incorporation of molecular oxygen, incorporation of two atoms of oxygen; protein binding; metal ion binding
Source: RefSeq, a predicted model, not a curated record